Molecule: messenger RNA, 1721 nt
Organism: Drosophila subpulchrella
Lineage: Eukaryota; Metazoa; Arthropoda; Insecta; Diptera; Drosophilidae
Exons: 2
Coding region: 103-1653 (516 amino acids)
Source: RefSeq, a predicted model, not a curated record
AUAGUCAUUCCUACUUUUACUUCCAUAGCGUUUGGUUGUUUUGAGGCUCUCCGGAAUAAAAUUAAAUAAUUUUUUCAUUUACUUUUCAAAGUGCGCAGCAAAAUGUCAGCUCGUUCAAUUUUCAUUAAAGACCAACCGAUUAUGAAGCGAAGGAUGACCAUAUCUGGAAAUCGAGCAUUACCCGUUAACGUGAUAGAGCGAAUCAGGCAGCGCAACUUUUUCGAUGAUGAUAUUUUUCGCGGAAGUAACUAUUCGCGUGGUUGGAAUAGCAAUAAUUCUGGUGGGCACUUCAAUUUUAAUCGUAUUACUCCACCGCCUCCCGAGAAUCUCAACUGGGGAGGCAUGUUUAAACGUGAUCGCUCUCCAGUUCGCAAAGUUCGUUUCGAAGGUCUUAAUGAAUCUACUCCGGAACUUCGGGAACCUUUCUAUCGUCCCAUUGAGGAACCGCCUUUUCGCGAUGAGCCAGUGAUCGGUAAUCAUGCUCCCAUCAAUUUUGAUCGUGAUGAGGGUCGCGAAUCAAUUGCAUAUCGUCGUUUUAAUACCAAUUUUACGGAACCACCCUCUGGAUACAAUAUUUUCAAUAAUGAUUUGGAACGUCGAGAAUUUUCUAAUGAAAACUAUGGAAACGGUGGACAGGGGGAAUUUUCCAAUGAAAACUUUCGAAACAGUGGACAGCCGGAAUUUCCCAAUGAAAACUUUCAAAACAGUGGACAGCCGGAAUUAUCCAAUGAAAACUUUGGAAUCAAUGAUCAGCCGGAAUUUUCAAACGAUAGAUUGGGAAACAAUGGACAGUCGGUAACUAAAACUUCCAGAUAUAUUGAGAUAUCGGAUAAAGUUUUUACGAUUGGUGGCAUCAAGAUGCCGUACGUGACCAACGUGAUUGGUAAGGCUCCCUUUACCGAUGGGAAGUCUUACUUUGUGCGCUAUGUGAAGAGGGCUCCUAACUAUAUUAUACGCAUUACAAACACCAAGGAAAUACCCAUCGUCCAGCAUAUCUACAACGAGAUAAUGGAUGUCAAUGAUGAUGAUGAUUUGGGGAGCAAAGACCGUUCGACCAACUUUUCGAUGAGCCGCUAUCGGGAGAGUUUUAGCCAGGAGUGGACCAAGAUCUAUCGGGGCAGGAACUACCGAACCUGGGAGGGAUGGUGGAAGGAUUUCCGCAACAUCGACGUGGACAUCCUCGAGCAGUUGGAGAAGUUCGAUUGCUUUAAUGUGAAGUGGAACUUCAUGAUGCCAGGAGGGACUCGCGAUACUGCCGAGCUGAUCAAGAGGGCUAAUAUCGCUCUGACCAAAAACAAGAACAACUAUCUGGGCAACAUGAAGGUCAUCUAUAGCCUGAUGGACCACAACAUCCUCGGGAACUUGGACAUGGAGGCAACCGCCCAGCUGCAGGACAUCAUUCGAUUGGUGCCCAAUCACUUGUGGAUCUACAAGUUGCGCGGCAUGAUCUACUUGUGGUACAACUACAGUCAGGUGAUGAAGUCCAAGGACACCGGCGAUAAGAAGUACCAGAUGGUCCUCAAGGAGUGGAAGAGCCCCGUCAUCCACUGGGUGGCCCACCAGGCCUUCAAGGAGCUAAGGGCUAUCAGCCAAACUGAGUAUCCCCAAUUCCGUGAGGUCUACGGCGCAGACAGCAAGGUGGCUAAGAAAUAAUCAAUUUUCUAAUUGUAAUUGCUAACUUGCAAAAUAAUUUUAAAGAAAUAUAAUAAAUAUCACGCAUU